Messenger RNA from Zingiber officinale, 1111 nucleotides. RefSeq names its product protein YIP4b-like. Gene Ontology annotation, biological process: endoplasmic reticulum to Golgi vesicle-mediated transport. The transcript is spliced from 3 exons. Lineage: Eukaryota; Viridiplantae; Streptophyta; Magnoliopsida; Zingiberales; Zingiberaceae. The record is from RefSeq and is a predicted model, not a curated record. Bases 99 to 923 code for a protein of 274 amino acids. Gene Ontology annotation, cellular component: membrane; trans-Golgi network.
CUCGCUCCCUCAUCUGGGUAGCCGGAUUUCAACCCUCCGCUUUGCUCUUCGUCCUGCGGCCCUGCGGUCGCGCCGCCCCACCGUUGUAGCCAGCGAAGAUGUCGCACGAGGACACCAUCCCCCUUCAUCACUCUUCACAGUCCGACAUCGACGAGAUCGAGAACCUCUUCAACGCCCCCGUCCACGUCGCCACCGUACUCCCUGCCCGCCCGCCCAGCCCCCCGCGCGCCUCCAUCCCCGUUUCCCAUUCCUCCACCUCCUUGCCGCCCUACCAGAAGGUGCUCCCAUCCUCCUCCCCGCCCCCGGUCGUACCGGCUGUGCCGGUCGAUGCUGCUCCGGCUGGAAGAUCUAGGACCGGCGUCUCUGCAGAUGCCUUCGGCUCGCCCGCCAACACGCUAACGGAGCCGGUUUGGGACACCGUGAAGCGGGAUCUCGCGAGGAUCGUGAGCAAUCUGCAGCUGGUUGUAUUCCCGAAUCCGUUUAGAGAGGAUCCGGGAAGGGCACUCAGGGAUUGGGAUCUUUGGGGUCCAUUCUUCUUCAUCGUGUUUCUCGGAUUAACACUUUCUUGGUCUGCAUCGGUGAAGAAGUCUGAAGUCUUUGCUGUUGCAUUUGCAAUCCUUGCUGCUGGUGCUAUUAUUCUGACAACGAAUGUACUACUUCUGGGUGGCCAUAUUAUCUUCUUCCAAAGUCUGAGUCUUCUUGGCUACUGCCUCUUCCCCCUGGAUGUAGGAGCCCUAGUUGGCAUGUUGGUAAGCAAUGCUAUACUUAAGUUAGUGGUGGUCUCCAUUACAUUGGCAUGGAGCUGUUGGGCAGCAUAUCCUUUCAUGAGUGCAGCAGUAAAUCCCAGAAGAAAAGCUUUGGCUUUGUAUCCUGUUUUCCUUUUGUAUAUAUCUGUUGGCUUUUUUAUCAUUGCAAUAGAUUAAGACCUCUCACAUCUAUGUGCUUGGUGGUUAUCAGUUAAACUGCCUUUCAUCCAACCACCUAAACGUACUAUUAGAUAGAUUUCCAUGACAAUGCUCAUUUUGCUUGCUAUUUCAAGGUUUCUAGCACUUUUAGAGACCUUAUGUCCUCGUUGGUUGAGUGGAAAUGUGUGUUUAUUCUAUUGGAUUCA